Molecule: messenger RNA, 1590 nt
Organism: Carya illinoinensis
Lineage: Eukaryota; Viridiplantae; Streptophyta; Magnoliopsida; Fagales; Juglandaceae
Product: L10-interacting MYB domain-containing protein-like
Exons: 4
Coding region: 341-1261 (306 amino acids)
Source: RefSeq, a predicted model, not a curated record
CUUCCAUUUGAGCGAAUCUACAUCCGUCACCCGCUACCUCAAUAUAUGGAAAUAUAUAUAUAUAUAUACACGAAGCAAUUUUUCCUUUCUUUAUUUCCUUCUCACUUUCUGUUUGGACGAGUCUUGUUAGGCUCUCUCGCCGUCGCAACUUUGCGACCCUAAUUCCGAUCAGGGGCCAUCGAACUGGGAGAUUUUUCCCUUGAAUUACCCGGGAUGCACUUGUGGGAAACUCCUUGUCCUCUCUUGUGCACACCCGGGAACGCUAUUCCUGGACACCCGUGCCAAUAAAUAAAUAAGUUGGAAAAAGCUAUGGGACAUCAUAUCAUAAGAGGAAAAUGCGAUGGACAAUGAAGUUGGUCAUAAUCCAAAGCAGGAACGUUCAAGGACAAGGUGGACCGCAUCCCUUGAUAAGCUAUUUGCAGAUUUGGUUGUGAAGCAGAUUCAACUGGGUAACAGACCAAACAACGUUUUUGACAAGAAAACAUGGAAUCUCAUUCGUGAGGAAUUUAAUGAGCAAACAGAUCUCAACUUCAAUAACAAUCAAUUAAGGAAGCACCUGGAUGUUCUGCGGACACGCUUCUAUAAUCUGAAGUCAGCUUCUGACCAAAAUAAUGACUAUGCUUUGGAUUGUUACAUUGGGUUUGAUCUGUGGGAAGACGUCAGGGCACAGAGUAGGCCUGAAAUGAUCAGAGUCAAGGACAGCCCCAUAUAUGAGCAGCUAUGUGCAAUUUUCACAGAUUCAGCAGCUGAAGGGAAAUAUGCACAAUCCAGUCACUAUGAAGAGCUGGACAAGUCUGCUGGAAUGGAUUCUGCUGGAUUAAUCCCAUGUCAAGAUGUUGGAAUCCCAUUUUCUACGAAUCCAUCAUCAUCAAUACAUGUGCAAGGAAACAUGUCAUCAGCAGAAAAGGUAAUAAAAACUAUUGCACAGAAAAAAAGGAAAGGUCCAUCUGAGAGACAUUCUUUUUUGGAUCAGAGGAGAAGGGAUCAAGAAAUCUAUGAUACUAUGGCAGAAGCGUUGUCAGAAAUGGUUGCUGCUUUGAAGUCGAGGGCAGUUGCGACAACAACCGGUGAUGAUGGAUUUAGUAUCACUAGUUGCAUUAGGGCACUGGAUGAGAUACAGGACAUUGAGGAACGGCUCUAUUUUGCUGCACUGGACCUCUUUGAGGACCCCAGUUUAAGGGAGACAUUCAUAUCUCUGAAAGGUGACAAGAUCCGGCUGACAUGGUUGCGGGGCAAGUGUGGUAAAACAACCUACAGUUAGUUUAGGGACUGCAUGGCUUUUUGGCUAAGUGGGGAAUGUACAUGUCACCUUCACUAAUUUUGCUCUAGCGAACUAGGUUGUUCGUAUCAGUUUAUCCAUUUUUAGGUUGAAAUAGUUCUUUUUUAAUGCUAUUAUCAUCUUUACUGACGUAGUUAUGUUCAUAGUUGGUUUCUUGAUUCAUGGAUAAGAUGAUGAUGCAGUGAGCGUUUUAUAUCCUAUUGAUGUAUAGAAUUGGAUGUGUGAAUAUUGCUGCCUGUGUAAUUUUGAGGUUGUGUUUCCCUGAAAUAAACCUCAGGGCUGUAGAAUUUGAACUUGAAGUCAUUAAACAA